CGCCGCGCCCCGUCACUGGCCCGUUGCCUCGACAACGAUAGGGGAAACGGCUGGUGGGUGCAUCGCUUCCCGGGAGCGUCUUGCCGGCUGGGCCCGGCUUAGUUGGGGCGUACGGGAGCUCGGGCUGGGGCACUCUUCCGAAUCUCCGGGGUGCAGAGAAACAUGGCACUCCCCACGCUGCCUUCCUCCUGGUGCAGCCGAAGGCUCCUGGAUCAGCAGGCCGCACGACAGCGACACCGGGAGCAGGAGGCCCAGCUUCGGCAGCAGUGGGAUGAGAACAGUCGCUACUUCAAGCUGUCUGACAUCUGCAGCUCCAAACAGGCAGAAUGGAGCUCCAGGUCCUCCUACCAGCGGAGCAUGCACGCCUACCAGCGGGAGAAGAUGAAGGAGGAGGGGAGGAAGCGUCUGGAAGCCAGACGGCAGAGACUCAGACAGCUUCUGCUGGAGGAGCAGGACCUGCUAGUCAGAGAACUAGAGGAACUGAGGCUGAGCAUGAACUUGAGGGAAAGGAGAAUCCGGGAGCGGCACGGGAAUCUGAAGUCGGCCCAAGAAGAGCAAAGGAAACUGAUUGCUGAACAACUUCUGUAUGAACACUGGAAAAAGAACAACCCCCAACUUCGAGAGAUUGAACUGGACCUUCACAAGAAGCAUGUGAUAAACUCUUGGGAAAUGCAGAAAGAGGAAAAAAAACAGCAAGAAGCCGCUGAAGAGGAAAAGGAAAAACGAUAUGAAAAUGAAUACGAAAGGGCCCGACGGGAAGCGCUAGCACGGAUGAAGGUUGAAGAGGAAAGGAGGCAGCUGGAGGGUAAACUGCAGGCGGAGGCGCUGCGCCAGCAGAUGGAGGAGCUGAAGGUGAAGGAGAUGGAGGCCACCAAACUGAAGAAGGAGCAGGAGAAUCUGCUGAAGCAGCGCUGGGAACUGGAGAGGCUGGAGGAAGAGAGGAAGCAGAUGGCGGCCUUGCGGCAGAAGGCGGAGCUGGGACGCUUUCUGAGACAUCAAUAUAAUGUGCAACUCAACAGACGUACACAGCAGAUCCAAGAGGAACUGGAGGCGGACAAGCGCAUUCUGCAGGCGCUGCUGGAGGAGGAGGACGAGAACCAGCGCCUGCAUCUAGCGCGGAGGGAGCGCGCUUUGGCUGACGCUGCGUGGAUGAAGCGGGUCAUUGAGGAGCAGCUGCAGCUGGAGAAGGCACGGGAGGCUGAGCUGCAGAUGCUGUUGAGGGAAGAGGCCAAGGAGAUGUGGGAAAAGAGAGAGGCAGAAUGGGCCCGGGAGAGGAGCGCUCGAGACCGGCUGAUGAGCGAGGUUCUGACAGGGAGACAACAACAAAUACAGGAGAAGAUUGAACAAAACCGCCGGGCACAAGAGGAAUCCCUGAGGCACAGGGAGCAACUUAUUCGACAUCUUGAGGAAGCAAGAGAGUCAGCUCGUCGUGAGAAGGAGGAGAGCGAGGAACUGAAAUCAGCCAGGAAGCAGGAGCUAGAAGCCCAGGUUGCAGAGCGCCAGCUGCAGGUAUUGGAAGCGGACCAGCAGGAGGAAGAGGAGGAAGAGACGGCAAGGCAGGCAGAGCAGCUCACAGAUGCCCUGCUGCAGCAGGAGGCGAAGAUGAUGGCCCAGCAGGGCUACCGGCCCAAGCGUUAUGGACACCCCAGAAUUGCUUGGAACUGACAUCGCUGGUCCUGUGAGCACAGAGAACAAGGAUGGUGAGGCCUUUGAUGUGCAGCCGCCAGAGCGUUUUGCAAGUUGUCUGCAGAAUAUGUCAAUAGUUCUGUCAAAUAGUUCAGCGAGCCUGCUCAGGUCCACGAUUAAAUGAGCAAGGGUCUGGCCGGAUUAAGGUGUGAUGGAAAUGCAGCACCCAGCGGGAGGCCCCUUCCUGCCUUUCUUAUCCCAGAAAGGGGCUUUAUUUUUGUUUUUUUUUGUUUUGUUUUGUUUU
Messenger RNA from Phacochoerus africanus (Common warthog), 1930 nucleotides. It is a transcript of the gene TCHP, whose product is annotated as trichoplein keratin filament binding. Gene Ontology annotation, biological process: apoptotic process. The transcript has 13 exons. The coding region runs from base 163 to 1665 and encodes 500 amino acids. The record is from RefSeq and is a predicted model, not a curated record. Gene Ontology annotation, cellular component: keratin filament. Lineage: Eukaryota; Metazoa; Chordata; Mammalia; Artiodactyla; Suidae.